Penicillium hordei is the source of this 702-nucleotide messenger RNA. RefSeq names its product Acyl transferase/acyl hydrolase/lysophospholipase. The record is from RefSeq and is a predicted model, not a curated record. Gene Ontology annotation, molecular function: fatty acid synthase activity. Lineage: Eukaryota; Fungi; Ascomycota; Eurotiomycetes; Eurotiales; Aspergillaceae. The transcript is spliced from 2 exons. Bases 1 to 702 code for a protein of 233 amino acids. Gene Ontology annotation, biological process: secondary metabolite biosynthetic process; fatty acid biosynthetic process.
AUGUUCUCACCCGCAGUAUUCUUGAUGCAGUCCCUCUUCAUCGGGGCCGAAUAUCUUUCGUGCGAUCUCUUGGAUCCCUACAACAUCAAGCCGCAUAUCAUGUCCCAGCUGCUGGCGGAGACCGUUAGUCUUUACCGACGAGGCCUUAUUACCACAACCAUUCCCCGGUCACCCAAGAACAUUGCUGGGCUUGGUGAUGCCCUAGCAUCUUUUUCUGAUAGCUUCGAGGCGGAGCUGGACAACAUCCGUGCACCCGAAGGUUCCCGGCGCGAAGAACCUGCACGAAGUCCUUUCCCAUCUUCUGGAUUCUUCCUGACCACAAGCUCCGUCCCCGGGGUGUUGGGAAUAUUAGGGCAAAGCAACUACGCUGCCGGAAACAGUUACCUAGAUGCUCUUGCACAGCACCGUCGCUAUCACUGGCAGAACUCAAUCUCAAUAGUCCUUCCAAUAGUCCUUGGAGUUGGGGUAGUCGCAGGGACCAACGAGCUCGAGGAAUCACUUAGACACAAGGGAAUGUAUGGCGUUGACAAGGAAGCCCUCCGCAUCUUUGAGAUCGCAAUGAUCGAACAGGUUCGGGAAGGUAUCUCAGACCACAUUGUUAUUGGACUGGGUCCAAUGGAACUCGCCAAAGCGGCACGGGAAGCCGGUGACGACGUCGACAGUUUUUGGGCUUCAAAUGUGCGAUUUAAUCACACUGUUUGA